GGUACUUGCAUCUGCCUCCGUAUAGGCUAGAUGGCACUGUCGGUCUCCUAGAGACGUCAACGUCAGCGUCAGCGUCAGCUUCAGCGCCCAGCGCGAUUAUGGCCUCCAUCUCUACUGCGUCCGGAAUGCAUGGCGGCGCCCGCCUGAAAGGCAACGGCAGUGACGGCAGCGGCAGCGAUAGAAUACAUACGAACAGAAGUGUGCUCGUUCAGUCUGGCGAGAUAGAUGAUGUUGAUGUUGCCCCCGGGCGAGAGAAAGUCGAGAAGCCGGCCGUUAAGCCAUGGGCUCAUUUCCUUGCUGGCGGGUAUGUCACCAACAAGUGAAUGACAUUUAACGGGCUUGAUAAUGAGAACUACACUGACAAAGAGAAUAAGACUCGGCGGAAUGACCGCUGCGAUACUUACGUCGCCGCUGGAUGUGCUCAAGACUCGUCUACAGUCGGACUUCUACCAGGCGCAGCUGCAACAGCUUCGCGCGCAGCACCCGUUGCCCCCGGCCUCUUCGUCGAUUACCGCCCUUACCCGCAGUGCAGUAGUUCAUUUCAGCGAGACGAUACAGAUGCUUCGUUCAAUACACGUCCAUGAAGGGUGGCGGGCGCUGUUCAAAGGUCUAGGGCCGAACUUGACGGGCGUUGUGCCAGCACGAGCCAUCAACUUCUACGUCUACGGCAAUGGCAAGAGGAUACUGAACGACUACUUCCGAUAUGAUCCGAAUGAGUCCCCCGUCGCCAUUCACCUAGGUGCCGCAGCGAUAGCAGGCAUAGCUACGGGGACAGCUACAAACCCCAUCUGGCUCGUCAAGACGAGAAUGCAGCUGGACAAAAAUGCCUCUCAACAGCAAGGAGGCGGCCAGGCAGUGAGGAAAAGGCAGUACGCCAACUCUCUGGACUGUAUACGCCAGACUGUUCGUCACGAAGGCAUCCAGGGCUUGUAUCGCGGCCUGUCAGCUUCGUACCUGGGUGUGUCCGAGAGUGCGCUGCAGUGGGUGUUGUACGAGCAAAUGAAGCGUGUAUUGGCGCAAAGAGAAGCCCGACUGGCUGCUGAUCCAACGCAUGUACCCGGUUGGACGGACGAUGUGAUAUCGUGGGGCGGCAAGCUUGUGGCGGCUGGAUCCGCGAAACUGGUGGCUGCUGUAGCGACUUAUCCGCACGAAGUGGUACGGACGCGGUUGCGUCAGGCGCCGACCGUCCCGGUAGGCUCAGGGAAAGCCCAGCUGAAGUACACCGGCCUAGCGCAGUGUUUCAAGGUCGUCUGGAAGGAAGAAGGCAUGGCGGGUAUGUAUGGUGGCCUCACGCCUCAUUUGCUUAGAGUGGUGCCUAGCGCAGCCAUCAUGUUCGGGAUGUAUGAACUGAUCCUGCGACUGUGUGGUACAACGGCGUGAAAGUAUCUUUAUCUGCCUAUGUAUUAUUACCACUGAAUCUUUCCUCUACAUUCUGGGGACAGGCGUUUUGGGGCUGGGAAGUGGGAAAUACAGAAAUCACAUGUACUUCUACCUAUACAUGGACUCGGAGUUCUUUCGGUCUCUUUUCUUUUUAUCCCAUUUUGGCGCUAUUUGGAGUGGAAACGCUGUCGAUAUCAGAUGCCUGUACGAAUACCAUAUUAUUAUUGAUGUUGCUGUUGUUCGUUCAAUCCCUUGCUAUACGUUGUUUGUCUCGCUGCCUCUCCGCCUGUUCCGCGUCGACCCCGUACACAUAUGGAUGCCUU
Molecule: messenger RNA, 1703 nt
Organism: Trichophyton rubrum CBS 118892
Lineage: Eukaryota; Fungi; Ascomycota; Eurotiomycetes; Onygenales; Arthrodermataceae
Exons: 2
Coding region: 346-1380 (344 amino acids)
Biological process (GO): pyrimidine nucleotide import into mitochondrion
Cellular component (GO): mitochondrion
Molecular function (GO): pyrimidine nucleotide transmembrane transporter activity
Source: RefSeq, a predicted model, not a curated record